GACGAAGUUGACACCAUGAAGCGCGUCUUGUCCCGCCGCACCAAGUUCACGUUGGCCCAACAUCGUCAUGACGACGUGCUAUCGUUUAAGUUCAUUCAAGUACUUCCUGUCACGGGCACCCUCGGCGCAGAAGUCGAAGGCGUCGACCUGACCAAGCCUGUGCCGCCUCCUGUGGUUGACGAAAUCCAUGCGGCGUUCCUGCAGUACGGCGUGUUGUUCUUCCGCGGACAGCAUGGACUAACUCCCCACGCGCAUUUGGCAUUUUCUCGCCUCUUUGGCUCCAUCCAACGCCAUCCCAUCGUGCAAGGCAUGGCAGGCCACCCUGACAUCCUUCAGAUUGUCAAGGAGCCAGGGACACCGACGCGAUUUGGCGAGGAAUGGCACUCAGACCACAGCUUCAUGCACGCCCCGCCUCUGGGCUCGGUAAAUCGAUUGGAAAUCCCAGAAGUCUGCGGGCUUAGCUCUUUUCAGGCCGCCUACAACAGUCUCUCUUCGGGGCUUCAAUCCAUGGCAUCCAAUCUCCACGCGGUGCACACAUCUAGCCACGCAUUUUCGGCCUCGGCACAGCGUCAGGCCAACUUUAACGGCACAGCAGCCAUGACGUACCAGAAAGGCCACGACAACUCGGUAGUCCAUCCAGUGGUGACCAUCCACCCCGAAACGGGCAAGCGCGUGUUGUUUGUGAAUCCCAUGUUCACCCAAUGCUUUGAGCACAUGACUGUGCGUAUCGUCCACAUGCUACCUUCGUUACAAGAUGAAGUUGGAUAUUUCACCUUGAGAGUUUAGGUGGAUGAAAGCGCUCCGAUAUUGAACAUGCUGUAUGGGAAAGCGUUCCGUCCAGAACACCAGUGUCGGUUCCGAUGGAGUCCGGGGUCGGUGGCCUUUUGGGACAACCGCCGGCUACAACAUGUAGCGAUCAACGACAACGUCGCGAGCCGUCGCGUCAUGCAUCGCAUCACUAUCCAAGGUGGCGUGCCGCAGAAAUGAGCCGUGACGUGGCCGCGUUGUAGGACCUGUUUGCAAACAUUUUGCACGCAACCGUUCAUGUGUGUAUGUACAUGGAGUGUCCUUCUUCGCAAACAUAUACAUACUCGAAUGAAAACUCCAAGAGGAAUCGGUUGUUCACUUUGGAACGACCGUGCGAACAAGCCUGCAAUCGUACACAGUGCUUACAUGUAAAUCACGG
Aphanomyces astaci is the source of this 1186-nucleotide messenger RNA. RefSeq lists its product as hypothetical. The coding region runs from base 16 to 786 and encodes 256 amino acids. The transcript has 4 exons. Lineage: Eukaryota; Oomycota; Saprolegniomycetes; Saprolegniales; Verrucalvaceae. Gene Ontology annotation, cellular component: cytoplasm. The record is from RefSeq and is a predicted model, not a curated record. Gene Ontology annotation, molecular function: 2-oxoglutarate-dependent dioxygenase activity.